Messenger RNA from Drosophila nasuta, 1499 nucleotides. RefSeq names its product glutathione-specific gamma-glutamylcyclotransferase 1. The transcript has 5 exons. Gene Ontology annotation, cellular component: cytoplasm. Gene Ontology annotation, molecular function: glutathione specific gamma-glutamylcyclotransferase activity. Gene Ontology annotation, biological process: glutathione catabolic process. Bases 408 to 1274 code for a protein of 288 amino acids. Lineage: Eukaryota; Metazoa; Arthropoda; Insecta; Diptera; Drosophilidae. The record is from RefSeq and is a predicted model, not a curated record.
UCUCUCAACAACAAAACAAUUGACAGACGUGUGCUGAAUCUUUUCUACUACACUCUAAACUAUAUUAUACUACUAAAACACACAAUAAUACUCGUAAUUGAACGUUAUAGAAAGCGCGUGGUGUGACACAUUUGAUAAAAAUCAAUAAGCUGAAGCAGAAGCAAUGCUAAGCGUGAGAUAGCGGCAACAAAUUGCAUGCCCCAACAUGCGACUAUAAAAGCCAAGUGCCACACACAGCAACACAAACAACAGAAACAAACAACACACUAUAGAAGAGAUAUCGAAUCGAGAAUCGAGACAACAAACGUGAGAAUAUCGUUUGGCUGCGCAGGCUUAAAUUCACAGUGUGAUAGCGUAGACGCUUAACUUUCUACCCGAGAAACACUUUUGGGCACCAAAACAUCAAGAUGGCGCACUUUAGCGGACAUCAGCCACCCACCGAAGUGCCGGCUCACUUCAAGAACCUCUUCACCAAUGGCACGCUGGGUGGCGAUGAGGAUAGCAACAACAAUAACAACAACAAUAAUGCUGGCAAUAAUGAUCAGGAGAAUCGGCCGAGUAAUAACAACAACGUGGACAUCGCCUCGUGCUGGGUCUUUGGCUAUGGCUCGUUGUGCUGGAUUCCGGGCUUCACCUACAACAAGUGCAUCACAGGCUACAUAAGAGGCUAUGUGCGACGCUUCUGGCAGGGCAACGCAACACAUCGCGGCACCGAAGAUGCGCCGGGACGUGUCGCAACACUUGUGGAAGACAAAGAGGGCAUUACUUGGGGCUGUGCCUACAGAAUAACGGGUUCAACGGCUCUGGAGUAUCUCAAGCAACGCGAGUGCACACUCGGUGGCUAUGCAACACUCGAAACAAAAUUCUUUCCCCGCGUCGCAUCGCAUGACACGCCCUUUAGCGGCGAGGCUGUCGAGGUGCUGGUCUAUGUGGCCACGCCAGAGAAUCGUCACUGGGCCGGCGAUGCCCCAUUGGCUGUAAUAGCGCGGCAAAUCGCCAACUGCCGCGGUCCCAGUGGCCAUAAUGCGGAAUAUCUGCUGCGAUUGGCGCUGUUUAUGCACGAUGAAAUCCCUGGUGUGCGAGAUGAACACUUAUUCGAUCUGGAGCGACUGGUGCUGGAAGAGAUCUAUCGCAUGGAGAUCCCACUGUCCUCUGUGAUGGGUCGCAAUCCGGAUCGCAUAAGACGCGACUCACACGAGGAUCUGCGUAGACCGCCAUCGUUCGAGUUCACAUCCCGCAUACCAGAGACAAAGCUGCGUUGCCUGAACAUUUGAUUGUGGCUGUGGUCUUCCCAGGCCACCAAAGGAUACUCGUCGUCUGCUGCAUGCGGAUUAUUCCAAGCUCAUUAUCGAUAGUUGGCAGAGCGGGUUGCGAAGAAGGAGAGGAGAGGAGAGGACUAACAUCGAUGUAUUCUUUAAAUUGUAAAUAAUAGCCUUUACAAUAUGCACAAACUACUCAAUAAUUGCGAUAACUGAUCUGAUAUAAGUUAUUGUUAAGUA